This is a messenger RNA of Salvia splendens (bonfire salvia), 604 nucleotides long. Its product is annotated as 1,4-alpha-glucan-branching enzyme, chloroplastic/amyloplastic-like. The coding region runs from base 234 to 509 and encodes 91 amino acids. The record is from RefSeq and is a predicted model, not a curated record. NCBI's taxonomy places the organism in Eukaryota, Viridiplantae, Streptophyta, Magnoliopsida, Lamiales, Lamiaceae. The transcript is spliced from 5 exons.
UCUUAUGCACACCACUGAGCUUUCCGGUUCCCGACUUCUGGUGGAAACUCACCAUCAGCGCCGCACAUUUCCUACAAAAAUGCAAUAAUCUGAGUAAAUUCAUCAUGGCACAUAGACUGAUCAUCCCAUUUUCCAUCAGUUAAAGUCAUUGUUUUUGAACGUGGAGAUCUGGUAUUUGUGUUCAACUUUCACCCAGAAAAUACGUACGAAGGAAGGGUAUAAAGUUGACAGUGAUGCUUGGGACUUUGGUGGACACAGAAACACAGUCCCCCUUGGUGGCUCAUGAUUCAGACCAUUUCACAAGCCCCGAAGGUGUUCCUGAAACAAAUUUUAACAAUCGUCCCAAUUCCUUCAAAGUUCUCUCUCCGCCUCGUACAUGUGUGGUUUACUAUCGAGUUGAAGAAGAAGAAGUAAAAGAAGUCUCUCAGGGAGGUGAUGAAGAUAGCAACGACAAUGCUAAGGAAUUAGUACCAGGAACGCGCGCCUUGGAAGAUGAAGAUGAUGUAUAGUGCUAGAAACGGGGGCGAUGGGAGAUGGCAACAUAACAGAUUUAGUAAACAUGAAACUUUUGUUUUUUAGUUACUAAAUGUUGGAAUGAAUGCCU